UCGAAGGGUGAAAAGUUUCCUAAAUACAAAAACUUUUGCACCGUCGCCGUCGCUCUCUUCGUACGAGCGCCAGAAACGAGUGCGAGUUGCGAGUUGCGAGUUGCCAGCGAACUGCGUUGUGAAUUAUUAUUCUACUACGGUUUUUUAGUGCGUGUUCUCUACUAACUAACUAACUCAACGCUGAGCGUUGCCGUCGCCAGCGUUUUGUUGUUUAUUUCCGCGUUCAGUUUUCCUUUUCACACCACAAGCAACAACAACAACAACAACUGCAAUUGCAAUUGCAAUUAAAUCGCGUUAAAUACUUUGAUCGGGGAGAAACAAGUUUCAAAUGUGUUACAACAAUUACAACAAAUAAUUAACUGGCAAUUAUGUUGCUCAAGUGAAUAGUGCCAACAACAACAACAACAACAUCGACAACAACAACAACAAUUGCAAAUGUUUGCACUUUUUUUGUGGCAACAUUUUCUUUAAUUUAAUUUCCAUGCAUCUUCGCAUCGUUUCUUUGCGUUAAUUCUCUUUUCGUGCUCGCGUUCGCAUCUUUCGCGUUUUGCUUUCGCCUUGUAAACAGUUAAUUCUUAAUUCACUUUCUAUCUCCCUCUCUCCCCCCUCUUUUCGGAGUGCCUCUCUCUCGUUCUGGCUUCGUUUUCGAUUUCGAUAUCGCUUUCGGUUUUACGACAUUUCGUGCGUGUUUCGCGUUCUUCGUUCUUCGUUCUUAACGGUUAAUUCGGUUACAAAGUUUAAGCUUGAUCAACUCGAAAAGCUUCGUCAUCAUUUAAGCACAGCAACAACAACAACUUCCCAGUGGCAACAGCAGCAACAACAACAACAACAGUCGAUCAACGGCAAUGGAUUAACAACGCUUUUGAACCAAAGGAUUUGAGGAAACCAACAACAACAACAACAAGAAAAACAACUUUGGCAAAACACAAAAUUACUUUUUUGGCCAAUGAAAAUCAAAAAUUGACACUCGAAAGUCAAAGCAAAAGUCAAAAGCAAAAUGCAAGCAAUGCAUUAAACGAAAGCAAAACUAAUUAUUAAUGCUAAUUUUAAUAACUUAUAAAACACACACACAAAAUAAUGUUUAAUUAAUUUGUAAGCAACCAACAAACAAACAAACGGAAGACAAAGAUUUUUAAGCUUAAGGCCUAACAAAAUAAUUAAGUAAUUUUAUUCAAACUCAUUUUCAAGAAACAAAAGCUGCAAACUAUUUUUUAUAUAUAUUAAAAUAUUAACAAACAAACAAAACAAACAAAACAAAUCAAAUUAAAACGCAAAAACCAGAGUACAAAAUUCAUAAGCAUCAAUUUACAACAACAACAACAAAUAAUAAUAAUAAUCGAUAAAUAUCAAACAAGCUAAAUAAUCAAUACAAAAAUAUUAUAUAUAAAUAUAUAAACAAGUAAACAACGCAUACAACAACAAAUACAAAUUUACAAAUUACAAAUUUACAAAUUUUUCUAACAAGAAGUCGAAGUCUGAGACACAGCCACAGCACAACAACAAAUAAAAAACAUAAAUAAAAAACAGCAAAAAUAUUAAAUAAUAAAUUUAAAAUAUAUAAAAUUAUUACAUAGCUGCCGUUUACAAAAGAGCAAAUAACAAAAAAAAGCAUCUUCAACCACGAAUAAAGUACAAACAACAAAUUUUGAAUUUUCUAACUUACAAAUUUUUAACAACAAACAAAAAAAGAAUUAAAUCGUAGCACUUUUACAAAUAUUUAACGAAUAUUAAUGCUUAAGCAAUACAAAUUACAAAUUACAAAUUACAAAUAUAUAAAUACAAUUUUAUAAAUAAGAAGCACAAACGAAACCAGUGAGUUCAAAAUAUCAAAUACAAAUUUAAAAAAAGUUACAAACAAUUAAAAAAUCAUAAUCAAUAAAAAAAUCGAAGAUAAACUACCUCAAGAGCAGUGAGCGAGUGUACAAAAAAAAGAAAAAAGAAAAACAGUUAAAGAACUAUACAAAGUUAAAGGAACCCCCCUUCUCCUUAACUCCUCCCCCCUUUGAAGACUUCCCCUCUCCAACCCAAAAAGCGAGCAGCGCAGCAGGCCAAAGAGCUGCGCAGCCAUGCAAGUGUUCGGACUUAAAUGGCGUCUUCAAUAAUCGCACAGAGCAGCACCGGCGGUCCCGUCGAUCCCACAGCAGCAGCAACCAGCAGCAGCAGCAGCAACCUGUUGCCAGCAAUCUCAGCAACUGUUGCCUCCGCAGCUGCCGAUCUGCAUAAUACGCAUCUCAAUCAGCUGAGCAGCUUGAGUCAACAUUAUACGACGCCGUAUCAUCAUCAUCAUCAUCCGCAUCAUCAUCACCAACAGCACUACCAACAGCAGCAGCAGCAACAUCUGCAACAGCAACAACACUAUCAGCAGCAAACUCCUUUGGCGGAGCAGCAGCAACAACAUUGGGAUUACUAUGCACGCCAGCAACCAGCGGCAGCAACCACCACUAAUGGCAAUGCCAGCAACCAUGUUGCAACUCCUUUGGGCAGCAGCAGCAGCAACACUGCAAAUGGCAAUGCGGCCAGCCUCAGCAAUGGCCACAGUCAUGCUCACAGCAACAGCCACAGCUUGGCUCACAGCCAACAACAACAACAACAACAACAUGAUGGACAUGCCGUUGCUGCUGCCACCGCCGCCGCCACAGCAGCAGCAGCAGUAAGCACCAGCAACAGCAACAACAAUACGAACAACACUAGCAACAACAACAACUCGAAUCCAAACUCGAAUUCGAAUUCCAAUUCCAACGGCAGCUACACGCGUCCCUGGGAAAUGGAGUCCAAGGAUCAGCAGCCACAAACUGCACAGCAGCAACAACAGCAACAGCAGCAACAACAGCAGCCGAAGAGCGGCUUCGAACCCUUCUCGAAGUUGCCCUCAUUCCAGAGUCAAUUCCACGGCUACAACGAGCAACUGUUGCCCGAUGGCACACCGAUGCCGUUGCCCACAGCAGCCGCUGCUCAAGCAGCAGCAGCGGCAGCAGCAGCCGCUGCACAAGCAGCCAACACAGGAGCAACAUCGCUGCAGACGGUGGCAAUGUCUCCAGCGAGCAUCUCGGUGAGUUCGCCUGGAAUGAUGAGCGUGGGAUCGCCGCUCACUCAACUUCCAGGGAUGCAGACGAGCAUCACGCCCCCCUCGGGCAGUUUCACGCCUUUGGGCGCGCCUCCACCGCCACCGAAUGCGUUUCAUCACAUGCACUCGCAUCAUCGCGGCGCUGCAGCCGCUGGUUAUCCUUUGAUGCCGGCUGCAGCAGCAGCCACAGCAGCAUUUGGGGAUCUUCAGUUGUAUCAGCCAUUGACGCCAGGCUUUGCUCCGCUGGUGAAGAAGGAGACAGCAGCUGGAGGGGAUUACGAUAUGCUAACGGGCAGCAUGCUGCUCAAGAAGGAGGACUUUGAUCUCAGCAACAAUGGCAACAAUACGUUGCAACAGCAGCAACAGCAACAGCAUCACCAGCAACAGCAUCAUCAACAGCAGCAACAUUUGCAACAGCAACAGCUGCAUCAGCAACAUGGCCUCGGACUGGGCGUGGCUGUGGGCAUGCAUACGCCCAGUUCGUAUGACGGCAACAACAGCAACAGCUUUCCGCAUGCGGCCAGCAGCAGCGGCAGCCACACGCCGCAUACAACACAACCGCACACGCCAACGCCGAGCACAACAUCAACAACCACAGCGGCGGCAGCAACCACAACGCCCCUCAAGGUGGAGAAGUUGCUGCAGUCGCCCAUUGCAAGGCUGGACGCCAGGAAAAAGGAAAGACGGAAACAGCGGCCGAAUUCAUUGGAAUCGAGUGCUGAGAGCGAGGCAAGCGGCAUGGAUGUGGAUCCCAGUGGCGGGAAUCCGGGGCAAGUGGAUGCCGUAUCGAGUACGGCGAACUUUAAGAGUCCGUUGAGUGCUCUGGGCAUGGGCGAUAGCAACGAUGCAACGAAUGCGAAUGGAUGCGAUAAGCAGUCGAAGAAGAAGAGGAAACGCUGCGGCGAAUGCGUCGGAUGCCAACGCAAGGAUAACUGCGGCGAAUGCGCUCCAUGCCGCAACGACAAGAGUCAUCAGAUCUGCAAGCAACGUCGCUGCGAGAAGCUCACCGAGAAGAAGGAACCCAAAGCCAAACCCAUCAUUUAUGGUGCCGACGGCCAACCCGUUCGUCCAGAUGCGAAGCGUGGACGCGGCAAGGGCAAGUCAAGUGGCGCCAAUGCCACCGCGAAUGCCACCGCAGUUGCCGCUGGCAAUGGAACACCAACAACUGGGUCACGCGCCCGCAAAACCUCCACCAAAGCAAAUAAACUGAAUGCAGCCGCUGCCGCCGCAUCAGCAACAUCGCCACGUCUAAGUCCAGUGCCUGCAGCAACACACUUGCCGCAGCAAUCGCCAAAUACCACAACUGCAGCAGCAACAGCAGCCGGUGCCAGCUUGCAACAGCAGCAACAGUAUCAGCAGCAGCAACACUUGCAACAGCAAUUGUUGUCACAUCAGCAGCAGCAGCAGCAACAGCAAGUACAGCAGCAGCAACACUAUCAGCAGCCGCAGCAACACUUUCAACAGCAGCAACACUUGCAACAACAGCAGCAGCAGCAACACCAGCAGCAGCACGCACAGCAGCAACAGCAGCAGCAGCAACAUUUGCAUCAGCAACAGCAUCAAAUAACCGCACAAAUACAAACCAUGAAGGAUCAACCACAACAACCCAUGGCACCCAUGGCCUUCUAUCCCACAUGGCAGGCGGAUCCAUCGCAGGGCUGGCAGAACCAGUUCAUACAGCAAAUACCACAGAAUACUCCAGCCUCACUCACAUCGCUCAACUCAUUGGAUUUCCAGACACAGUCCUACGCCUAUCCAUCAAAUGGCUACGUGCAGACCGGUCUCGGCUUCGAUCCCAACUACGGCCGUUCACCGUACGGUGCGCCCGUCCAGCGCUACGACUUCCAGAGCCAACAGCUCUCGAGUGCGCCCAUCAAUCAGGUGGGACUGCAGAGUGUGGCCGCUGGCUUUGCGCCCGGCGGCGUUAGCUAUGCCGGACAAGUGUCGACGGCGCCGGCGCCACCAGCUGUGGGCCUGCAGCAGCAACAGCAACAACAGCAGCAGCAGCAGCAACAGCAUCUCGGUGGUGAUCUGGGCAAGAGCAUGUCGGGAAACGACACGCCUGGAUAUCCGCGGGUGAGCAGCGUGCCGCCGCGCUCACUCAACUGUAACGGGUAUCCAGGCGACUACAGCGGUUCCAGCAACAACAACAACAAUCACAACAACAACAACAGCAACAACAACAGACCGUCGGCAGCAGCCAGUGUUGCUGCCACGCCCACAGCAGUGCCAGCUGCCAAUGCAGUGCAGCAAGUUGUGGCACAACCAGCCAGCUCUCCCAUGCAGCCGCAGACGGUGCCUCAAUCGCCAACGCGUAGUCUCAUCCAACAGCAGCAACAGCAGCAGCAACAACAACAGCAGCAGCCACGCCUUGUUUCGCAAUCGCCCAGCCAGGUGCCGCCCUCGCCCAAUGGCAACGGGCUGCAACCGUACGGCAGCAGCGUGCAACAGACGCAUCCUCACUUGGGUUCGCCGCCCAUGCAAGACUGGAACUGGAGCAAUCAGCAGCAGCAGCAACAUGCGCCCACGGCAGCACAGCAGCAGCAGCAACAGCAACUCAGCAGUGAUGGGUAUGCGUCACAGGGUCAGGGACAGGGCGAACGCUUGCAUCUGAAUACGCGCAUCAAGUCGAUGAUAAUGCGCAAGAGCGACUCGAAGGAUGCACCACCCGAUAUACAGGGGCUGCAGGGACAGGCGACAGCGCCAUCUGUCGCCCAGCAGCAGCAGCAGCAACAACAGCAGACCGGUCAUUUUUUAUCGUAUAGCCACCAUCUCCGGCCCGAGACGGCGCUGAGCGCCAAUGGGUCGAGCAGCGUCACGCCCACGGGCGCAUUGGGCGUUGCCGAACCCAUCGGAGGUGGUGGCGAUCAAAUCUGGAAGCCGCAUCACGCCAACUCAUUUAAGAAACCGAGUAUCGUUGGCAACAGCGGCUACGCGAGCAAUGACCAUCAGUUGCAGCUGCAGCUGCAACAACACCAGCCCGGACAACACACAACCAUCAGCCAUGUGCCCGAGGUGCCGCCCCAAGCCACAGCCAUGCCAGCCAUGCCCAUCCAGCCACAGCCACAGCCUCCCGUGCAGCCGCAGCCGAAGAAGUCGCGCAGUCGCAGCAAGGCAAGUCGUGCAGCAGCCGCUGCAGCCGAAGCUGCUGCCGCUGAGAUCGAAAGGGAUCGCAAUGCCAAUGAUCCGGGUGGUGGUGGCGGUGUCGGAGGAGGAGGAGGAGGACUUAAGGCGCUUGGCGCUCACUAUCCACCGCCUCCGGGCAGCACUCAGGACUAUCAUCAUGGGCAGUACAUCAAGACGGAGCCGGGACUAUUGCCACCGGGUGCCCCGCCAGGCGGACAACCCAACAAAAUGGAGGGCUACGAACGCAACUACCAAAACUUCAUACAGUAUGCGGACUUUUGCCAGAACGACGGCCAGGGGCAACCGGUGCAACAGCAUCAGCAGGACUAUGCCGGCUAUCAUCACAAUUCGGCCUAUUACGGCGCCGGAGCGGGCAGCUUUCAGCAGAACUUCCAGCAGAGCUUUGUGCCCGGCUAUCAGGCAGCGGCAGCGUACGGAAGUCGCGGGAAGCCUCCGUCGAAUGCAGCGCAUCAUGGCGCCCACGGACAUGGGCAUGGCAAUAGUAUGCUAGAGCUGGAUCGCAAGCCGGACACCAAUAGCAUCAUACCACUGCCCACCAACUAUGAGAAGGAUAUACCAGCGCACGCAUAUCCCAUUCCGGCGCAUCGUUAUGCCCUCGGACAUGGCGCACCGCCGCCGCCUCAUCUCAGCCAUCACGGCAUGCUCGAGCCGAAGAUCGAGGAUAUGGGCAUGCUGGGACAUGGCCAUGGGCAUGGUUAUGCCUAUCUGGGCGAAGGGAAGCCCCUCAACAAUGGCUUCUCCUGCUGUCGUCAGGGAGGCACGAGACCGCCCACAGCGGAACAUCUCAAGGACGGCACCUGCCUCGGUCUGGGCAUUCAGCCGAAGGAGGAGCUGCUUGACGAGGAGGAAAUGGCUGAGGCGCAUAAUGGCGUCAAGGCCAAGUCAAAGAAACAGAAACCGGACGAGAUACCCGAGAUUGUUGUGAAGCAUGAGAAAAUCAAUCCCAUGUACGAUACAACGGAUCGCCUGGAGAAGGGCAACAAGACGGAAAUACCCGAGUGCGAGUGCUUCCAAUCCGACAAGAAUCCGCCCGAACCGGGCACUUACUAUACGCAUCUAGGCACUGCAUCCACGUUGAUGGAGCUGCGUCGCGAAUUUGAGGAUCGUUGCCAGCUGACGGGUCGUCAGUUGCGCAUCGAGAAGAUCGUUUACACGGGCAAGGAGGGCAAGACCUCGCAAGGUUGUCCCGUAGCCAAAUGGGUGAUCCGACGCGCAGAUCCCGAGGAGAAGAUCCUGGUGGUAGUCAAGAAGCGACCCGGUCACAGAUGCAUUGCUGCAUACAUUGUGGUGUGCAUGGUGGCCUGGGAUGGCAUGCCACGCUUAGAAGCGGACAAUGCCUACAAGAACUUGAUACCGAAGCUUAACAAAUACGGCCUGCCGACGACGCGCCGCUGUGCCACCAAUGAGAAUCGCACCUGUGCCUGCCAAGGUCUGGAUCCAGAGACGUCAGGCGCCUCAUACAGCUUUGGCUGCAGCUGGUCCAUGUACUACAAUGGCUGCAAAUAUGCGCGCUCGAAGACCGUGCGCAAAUUCCGACUGUCGGUCAAGAGCGAGGAGGCGGCAAUUGAGGAUCACAUGAAUCUGAUUGCCACACUCCUGGCGCCAGUCUUCAAACAGGUCUGCCCGCGUUCCUAUGAUAAUCAAACCAAGUACGAGCACGAAGCAUCCGAUUGCCGACUCGGUUUAGAGCCGGGCAAACCCUUCUCGGGUGUGACAGCCUGCCUGGACUUUUGUGCGCACUCGCAUCGCGAUCUGCACAACAUGCAGGACGGUUGCACGGUGCAUGUGGCACUGCUGAAGCCGAACAAUCGCGACAGUCGCCUGCCCGACGACGAGCAGUUCCACGUCCUGCCUCUGUACACCAUGGAUGGCACGGAUGAGUUCGAGAGCGUCGAGGGGCAGCGCGACAAGCAUCGCACCGGCGCUGUGCAAAUGCUGGACAAAUUCCCCUGCGAAGUACGUGUGCGUUCCACACCGCUGAUACCUUGCCGGCGACACGGCAAGAAGCGCAAAGAAGACGAGUCUGCGACGCCGGAUGGCGAGCAAGAUGCCGCCGCCGAUGGCAGCAGUCAGAGCUCCAGCAAUGGAGCUCAACAAUCCCAGCAGAGCAGUCCGCCCGCCCUGACAGCCGCCACAGCGCACAUUAAGAAGGAAAACGGCGCCAGCAAUGGCAACAGCAACAACAGCAGCAGCAACAACAGCAGCAACAGCGGCAACAACAACAGCAAGUCAAAGUCCAAGUCGAAGUCAAACAACUCCAGCGCCUCAACGCCCGGCUCAGCGCCGCCAACGACGCCCUCGCCCCGCUGCCAAACCCCAGUGACGAACAAUCCCAGUCCGGCGGGUAGCGCGUUCAGCACGCCGCCUGUCAAUCAGCACUCCGCGGGCAAUCCGAAUGCCAACAGCAAUGCAACAACAGCGGGAGGCGUGGCACCGCCUGGCGGACAACCCAAUCAGCUGAUGAGCUCGAACUCGAGCCUGAUGAACAUGGCCACCAUGAUCGACACCUUCACCGAUGCCCAGCUGCAAUCGAAUCAGAUCUCGAGCACAGUGCUCGACUCGCCGUAUUCCUAUGACUAUCAGACGGGUUCGUACAUCGACUCGCGCAACUACUACGGCAACUGGCCGCCACAUGCCAUGGGCAUGUCCGCCGGAAGCGCUGCGUUGACGCCCACGACGCCAACGGCGCCGCUGGUGCAGCACACGCACACGGUGACGCCGCCAACGGCAGCAGCAGGAGGCGUCACAGCAGCAACAGGUAUUGCAGCAACCGUUGCACCCACGGCAGUGGCUGCCACGGCGUUGCCAGCAACCACCCCGGUGACGCCAACGCCGGCGCAACACGAUGCGAGCAAUGGUUACACUCCGAGCUACAACAAUCUGACAUCGCCAGCGCUGGCACAACAGCAGCAGCAACAGCAGCAACAACAACAGCAGCAGCAACAGCAACAGGUGCAACAUCAGCAGCAACAAGUGCAGCAGCAGCAACAACAGCAGCAGCAGCAGCAGAGUGGUGUCGAUGUCACGGCCGUUGUGAGUGGUGAGCUGAAGAGUCGCGUCAGCGAGGAGAAUCCCGACUCGACAACGUUGGUGAAUCACUCCCUAGCCGAGAGUAAGUUAACCGCCUUGACAGCCAUGCAACCCAUGACUAAUCUAGCACCACCACUUCAUCACCACCACCUCAACCACCACCAACCACCACCACCACCACCACACCAUUUCCAUGCCACACCACCAACAUCUCUACAACCACCACCACCACCACACCAUCACCAUCAACACCACCAUCAUCAUCCACCACCAACAUCACCGCACACGCCAGAGGGUUUCGUCAAGCCAAAGCCACCGCCCAGCGAUUAUCAGUACACGCAGUAUCCGAACAACUAUCAGAUGUAUCCGCCACCGCCGCCGCCACCGCAUUCGGCCUACUCCGCCUAUGAUGCCUACCAGAACAUGAACUACAACUACGGCUACCAUCAUCAGGCGUACUCACCCUACGGCAUGUAUCCGCAGCAGACGCCGCCCCCGACGCCGCCUCCGCCCUCGCCCAACUGGAAUGUCUACGGACAUCAUCAGAGCAGCGGAGGUUAUGGUGCAACAAGUGGCGCCUCUGCUGGUGGCACAUUGCUGGCCACACAUGGCGCAGUGCCCUCAGCGGCUGCGACGUUGGUGAAGCCUACGCUGCCCACGGUGUCGCCACUGCAACAGCAGCAACAGCAACAACAGCAGCAGCAACAACAACAGCAGCAGCAGCAACAGUUGCCGGUGACGCCGCCGCAAACCAUAUUGCCGGACUUGAGCAACGGUCAGCUGGCUGUGGAGGCAACAGUCACGCCCACAGCGGUGCCCGAGGUGCCGCCUCCGGGUGGCAAUAGCAACAACAGCAACAGCAGUAACAGCAACAGCAGCAGCGAUGCCAACGGCAACACAGCCGCUGCAGCGGCAGCGGCAGCAACAGCUGCUGGCAACACGUCAGCAACCACAACUGUGGCGCCAGCCAGCACCAAUUCGAAUAAGAUCGAACCCAUUGGGGAGGUGGCCGAGAUCAAUGAGAACAUCGAGGCAUUUCAGGAUCCCCAAAUGGGAGGCGUGGCCAUUGCCCUCAAUCAUGGCAGCGUGCUGAUCGAGUGUGCCAAGCAUGAGAUGCAUGCAACGACAGCGGUGCGACGUCCGGAUCGCCAUCAGCCGACACGGAUGACGCUCAUCUUCUAUCAGCAUCGGAAUUUGAAUCGUGCGCGGCACGGCAUCGAUGAGUGGGAGGAGAAGAUGCGGGUGAAGAAGAUCAACACGGACCUCGACAACAAAGCCAAAGAGGAGCGCGAACGUUUGCUGAAGAAGGCCGCCGGCGAGGAUGACGACGACGAGGAGAUGCACGACGAUCAGUUGGCGACGGCGACGACGGCGACAACGGCGCCAACGUUGCCCAGCAUCAAGAAGGAGACGAAUGGCGGCGCUGUCAAGAAUGGCGCCAGUGGGAGUAAAAAAAAAAAAAACGACAAUAGUAAAAAGUCGCAAGCCAACAACAACAAUAACAACAACAGCAGCAACAAUAACAACAACAACAACAACAGCAGCGAGCAGCCAAAAAACGAGAAAGUUGCCCUCCACGCACCAACACUAACAACAACGUCGUGGACGACCCUGUUUCCUAUGCAUCCAUGUGUGGUUACGGGGCCCUAUCAGGAGGGCAAUAGCAGUCCAACAUCGUCCACGAAUGGCAACGCCAAUGGCAACAGCACUGGCAACACCAACACCAACAACAGCAAUCCCAAUGGUCCCAUGGCCCCACAGCAGCAGCAGCAACAGCAGCAGCAACAGUUGCAGCAGCAAAUGCAGCAGCAGCAGCAGCCGCCCAUAGUGGGCGUGCCCACGCAACAGGCCUGAGCAAUCGCUUGGCCAGCCAUUAUUACUACUGGUAGUAGUUGCCAACAACGUUCCAUCGCUGUUUAGCUCUAAGCUUAAGCCACCAACCGAAAAAAAAAUGAAAAAACGACUGAAACAAAUAUUCUCACAAAAAACAAAUUAUUUUUGUAAAACGCGUCCUGAUUUCGUGUGCCAUACGCAGCAAGCAAGGAGAGGAGAGCAGGAGGCGGGUCAGUAAAGAGAAGCCAAUCACACACACACACACACAUACAACCAAAACUCCACUACAAACACACACCACACACUCACAUAUAUGCCUAGUUUAUACAGUGAAGAAAAAUGCAGCUAGAUAUACAUACAUAAAAAAAAGAAGAGUAAAAAAAAUCACAUAACUUUAGUUACUUAAGUGCAGCUAUAUUGUUGGCAAAUUUCUGUUAAAUGAGUUAAUUAUACAUACAAAUAUUAUUUUGCAUAAUUCUUUUUGUUAAGCAGCAAACCGCAAAAAAACACACUACAAAAACAAACUACAGAACAAAAAAAAACAAAAAAUACUACAAAACAAAAGAAUGCAUCACUAAAUGCAAAAUCAAACUAAAUAAUAAACAAAAUAAAUGCUAAAGAAUGUUUUUGCUUCAGUAAAAUAAACAAUGUUAAGAAAAAGAAAAAAAA
Molecule: messenger RNA, 11743 nt
Organism: Drosophila sulfurigaster albostrigata
Lineage: Eukaryota; Metazoa; Arthropoda; Insecta; Diptera; Drosophilidae
Gene: Tet
Product: methylcytosine dioxygenase TET
Biological process (GO): oxidative demethylation; positive regulation of transcription by RNA polymerase II
Cellular component (GO): nucleus
Molecular function (GO): DNA 5-methylcytosine dioxygenase activity; DNA binding; zinc ion binding
Source: RefSeq, a predicted model, not a curated record